Messenger RNA from Triticum turgidum subsp. durum (durum wheat), 1413 nucleotides. Lineage: Eukaryota; Viridiplantae; Streptophyta; Magnoliopsida; Poales; Poaceae. The record is from the annotation of a GenBank genome assembly.
AUGGGCAUCUUCCUGAUGAUGUUCUAUCUGUUGGUACUUGGGUUCUUAGGACAGCCAACGGCUCUAGCAUCUGGAGUUGUAACAAGCCAGCAGAGCCCUGAGGGGAACUGGGCGCAACCAUCACGUGCCGGUGGCACACUUGUUGGUUGCCCAACGAGCUGCGGCAACCUGAGUUUCGCCUAUCCGUUCGGCAUCGGAUCCAGGUGCUCCCAUGGGCCUGACUUCAACCUCACUUGUGACGACACCACUCAGCCCCCCAGGCUCUUGUUGCAUGACGGCAUCACUGAGGUGAUCGAAUUCGACAAUCUUCUUUCUGUUUAUAACACUAUCCAUGCCUCCUUCUUGCAUACCAUCCACAUGAAAUCUGGUGUCAGUGUGUACAACUAUUCUUUGAAACCACCUGGGGGGUCCUUCUCUCUUUCAUCCUUUGUUCUAAACAUUACCAGCUGUGACGUGGAGGUAUACUCUGUCGUAGACAAUGCCACCACGUUGAAAUGCCGCACUGAAUGUCUGGAUCCAAGAACCCCAGAGAUGGUGGCUAUGCACAACUGUAAAAAUACAUUCGGAUGCUGUCGUGUUAAUGGCGAUGGUAACGUCAGUUUUCAGUUCAAAUUUGGCUACAACCAUGGCAAAAGCAACAUUGAUGCACGCUCUAACCAGACCUCUCAACUGUGGGAUAGAAUCAGCAUAACUAGUGAUGGGCCGAGUGGCUUUCGGCUACGGUGGCAGAUAGUUGACCAAUCCAACUGUGUUGCUGCCAAGCAAAAAAGGAAAAGCUAUGCCUGUAUUGGCGAGUAUGCUGAGUGCAUAGACAAUAGCAGGUUUAACUGUGACGUCCAAGAUGCCGAGUGCAUUGACAGAAGCGAUGGCUACAGCUGCAAAUGCAGGACUGCCUAUACAGGCAACCCCUACAUUCGAGAGGGUUGCUCCAAUGAUAAAGGAUAUAAUCCAAUUCCGAGCAGGGCUAAUUGUAUACGUUCGUGCGGUAACAUUAGUGUGCAAUUCCCAUUCGGCUUCGAAGAGGGUUGCUUUGCCAGGGAAGAGUUUCACCUCAACUGCACAAAUAUGACAUCAUCAGCUGCCGUGGUCAUGUUGGACUUGUGGGUGAAACAGGUCAUUGACAUAAAUGUUGACGAAGGGACCAUUAAUGGCACCAUUCUUGACGAAAAAUAUGCAAACUCCAUGUUUUUAUCAGAGCCUAACGGUCUUUUCUCUACAUAUGGGUUAUUUUUCUCUAUGAAAUGGGUUGUUGCUAAUCUAAGUUGCGCAGAGGCCCAACGGAAUAAAUCUGGAUAUGCUUGUGUGAGUAUGAACAGCAAGUGUAUGGGAGUAAGAGCUCAAGGGGUCUAUUCUGGUUACCGCUGCAAAUGCUUAGAUGGCUUCCAAGGAAAUCCAUACAUCCAAAUGCCAUAA